AUGUCUGCAGAACCGCGCGCGGAUUCUGCGAUAGCGCAGUCGUCUUCAUCUCCGGUUGCAUCGUCAUUACCAACUGCAAAGCCUCUGGACGAGUCAAAUUCCGCAUUGCAAGCCGAUAUGACCUCGACUGAUCAAGAAAAAAAUGCCGUCACACCAUCCCAUCAUGAGUACGACACGGAUCUGGAAGCCACCACCUCGCAAGCAGGCAUGUCGCUCAAGACUGAACAGGAACUCGGAGAGGCGGUGCUCAAAGCACAAGGCGAAGAUGCCGCCAUCUACUUUCCAGAAGGCGGGUUCAAGGCAUGGCUCUGCGUCUUUGGCGGUUGGUGGUGUACCUUCAUCACGUUCGGCUAUCUCAACGCCUACGGAAUCUUCCAAGACUACUAUCAACAGACGACGCUCUCGAACAAGACACCCAGUCAGAUCUCAUGGAUUGGCGCUUUCCAGUACUUUCUCAUGUUUGCCCCCGCCAUCUUUGCCGGUCGACUUUUUGACCUGGGCUUCUUUCGACCUCUCUUUACCGUAGGGUGUGUCCUCCUCGUCUUCUCGCAGAUGAUGGUCAGCUUGUGCACCGACUACUAUCAGCUCUUUCUCGCUCAGGGCGUCGGUCUGGGUCUUGGCUUUGGCAUCGUUUUCAACCUGGCCAUCAACUGCCCCGCACACUACUUCAACCGCCGACGUGGCCUGGCAUUGGGCAUCGUCGCUUCGGGAUCGUCAACAGGAGGUAUCGUCUUCCCCAUUAUGGUGCGCAGACUCAUCCCACACAUUGGCUACGGAUGGACCAUGCGCGUGGUCGGCUUCUUUGCGCUGUUUGCCGUCAUCGUGGCAUCGCUCUCGCUCUCGACACGCUUGGCCCCUUCGAUCGACGUGCAUGACAAGUCCAAGGGCGGAUGGAGCCAGGUACAGUGGACGCAGUUUUCGGCCUUCCGCAAUCCAGCCUACACGUUCUUUGUGAUUGGCGCCUCGCUGAUCAUGUUUGGACUGUAUAUGCCCUUAUCGUACAUGGAUGUGUGGUCGUCCACCCACAAUGUUCCUGCCAACGGCUACUAUUUGCCCAUCCUCAACGCCGCCUCGUCGUUCGGUCGAAUCCUGCCAGGCCUCGUAGCAGACAAGCUCGGCCGGAUCAACACGGUCUUGCCGCACCUUGCUGUCUCGGGUGUGCUCGUCUUCAUCUUCCCGCUAUGCAGCAACCUGGGCGGCCUGGUGACAUUUGCCAUCCUCUACGGCUUCACCUCGGGCUGCUACGUCUCGCUCAUCCCCGCGUGCUCUUCGCAGCUGGGAAGCACGAGCACGGUGGGCACCAGGAACGGCAUGAUGUUCUUCCUCAUGUCGUUUGGAGGUCUGUUUGGCUUGCCCAUCGCAGGCGCGAUUCUGGGCGACGUCGACAGUCCAAAUUGGUGGGGCACCGCCGCAUUUUCUGGUGUCAUGGUGGUCCUCGGCACUGCCAGCAUUGCUGCUGCCAAGUGGUACGCGGUAGGCGGCAGAAUCCGUGGCAAGAUUUGA
Messenger RNA from Sporisorium graminicola, 1503 nucleotides. RefSeq lists its product as uncharacterized. The record is from RefSeq and is a predicted model, not a curated record. The coding region runs from base 1 to 1503 and encodes 500 amino acids. The transcript has a single exon. Gene Ontology annotation, cellular component: fungal-type vacuole membrane. Gene Ontology annotation, biological process: transmembrane transport. NCBI's taxonomy places the organism in Eukaryota, Fungi, Basidiomycota, Ustilaginomycetes, Ustilaginales, Ustilaginaceae. Gene Ontology annotation, molecular function: transmembrane transporter activity.